CAACCCAAUAGAUAACAUAAAUUGAAGACAUAAUGGAGAAGUCUCUACUCGAUUUGAAUGACGACUGCCUCAUAGAAAUAUUCAAAUACCUCAGCCUCGUGGAAACAUUUAAUUUAAUGGACAUUUGCAAUGCUCGACUAUCAAAUAUUGCGCGACAAAGGAUCUCGACAAUCAAGAAGCUAAAUAUUAGAGUACGAGAAUUUCAUAACCUCAACUCGAAACAAUUAAAAAUAAUUGGCGAAAAUCUAAAUGACCUCACUAUAAGUGCCGGAUAUUCGAUACCCGCACAUGUUGUAUUAAAUAUAUUACAGCCUAUUUGUGAAGGAGCUGCUGUAAGUGGGAAAAUGAGUGCUUUUGCAUUGAAUUAUAUAUUUAUCGAUAAAGCAUACAGUCAAUGCAUCGCCAAAGUAGCUUCAAAUCUGCAAAAGUUGAAUUUAAAUAAUUGUCAACUAACAGAUGAACUUUUAACAGAAUUGUUAAGAAUAUGUUGUAAUUUAGUAGAACUACAAAUUUUAGGCAAUUACACAUUGAGUGGAAAUUUUUUGCAUAAUCUGAAUUUACCUUCAUUGCGCGUACUGAAGCUAGAAAUGCAUGCGGAGUGGAUCUAUCCCAUUGCAGAAUUUAAAAUUAAAAAUCCAAAUGUGACAUUGCUAACAUAAAUGCGGAAAAUCUACAAUCCAUUGUA
This is a messenger RNA of Ceratitis capitata (Mediterranean fruit fly), 685 nucleotides long. RefSeq lists its product as uncharacterized. The transcript is spliced from 2 exons. The coding region runs from base 33 to 659 and encodes 208 amino acids. NCBI's taxonomy places the organism in Eukaryota, Metazoa, Arthropoda, Insecta, Diptera, Tephritidae. The record is from RefSeq and is a predicted model, not a curated record.